GAACUUGAGUUUACUGAGAAAGAGAGGGAAUCACUAUUCAAGGGUACUGUAUAUACAAUCUGGGUCAGCUGCAGCUGGUUACUGCAUUUCUCCAUGUGGCAGACAGAGCAAAGCCACAAUGCUUUCUCUGCCGGAUUAACGACAGCCCACAGACCAGAACUUCCACUAUACUACUUAAAAUUACAUAGGUGGCUUGUCAAAUUCAAUCGAUGAGUGUUGUAAGAAGAAAAAGAAGUUCGUUAUUACAGCUUGGAUUCAACGGUCCAAAACAAAAAUGCAAUUGCCAUUAAAGUCACAGAUGAACAAACUUCUACACUGAUUUUUAAAAGCGAGAAUAAGAGCACCAAGUUUCUGGGUCUGCUUUAUCAACAGAUGCAUAAAGACUUUAUACAACCUCAUUUCAAAAUGAAGGCUUUUAUUUGGACCCUAAGUGUGUUAUUCUUCCUACUAAUGGGCAUUGGACAUUGCAGAGGAGGACAGUUCAAAAUAAAAAAAAUAACCCAGAGGAGAUACCCUCGUGCCACAGAUGGUAAAGAGGAAGCAAAGAAAUGUUCAUACACAUUCCUGGUGCCUGAACAAAAAAUUACAGGGCCAAUUUGUGUCAAUACCAAAGGGCAAGAUGCAAGUACUAUUAAAGAUAUGAUCACCAGGAUGGACCUUGAAAACCUGAAGGAUGUGCUCUCCAGGCAGAAGCGGGAGAUAGAUGUCCUGCAGCUGGUGGUGGAUGUAGAUGGAAACAUUGUAAAUGAGGUAAAGCUGCUGAGAAAAGAAAGCCGGAACAUGAACUCCCGUGUUACUCAACUCUAUAUGCAGCUAUUACACGAGAUUAUCCGUAAGAGGGAUAAUUCACUUGAACUUUCCCAGUUGGAAAAUAAAAUCCUCAAUGUCACUACAGAAAUGUUGAAGAUGGCAACAAGGUACAGGGAACUAGAGGUGAAAUAUGCUUCCUUGACUGAUCUCGUCAAUAACCAGUCUGUGAUGAUCACUUUGCUGGAAGAACAGUGCUUGAAGAUAUUUUCCCGACAAGACCCCCAUGUGUCUCCUCCUCUUGUCCAGGUGGUGCCACAACAUAUUCCUAACAGUCAUCCGUAUACUCCUGGACUGCUGGGGGGUAAUGAGAUACAGAGGGAUCCAGGUUAUCCCAGGGAUUUAAUGCCACCACCUGAUCUGGGGACUUCUUCCACCAAAAGUCCUCUCAAGAUACCACCAGUAACGUUCAUCAAUGAAGGACCAUUCAAAGACUGUCAGCAUGCAAAAGAAGCUGGACAUUCAGUCAGUGGGAUUUAUAUGAUUAAACCUGAAAACAGCAAUGGACCAAUACAGUUAUGGUGUGAGAACAGUUUGGAUCCAGGGGGUUGGACUGUUAUUCAGAAAAGAACAGAUGGCUCUGUCAACUUCUUCAGAAACUGGGAAAAUUAUAAGAAAGGGUUUGGAAACAUUGAUGGAGAAUAUUGGCUUGGACUGGAAAAUAUCUAUAUGCUUAGCAAUCAAGAUAAUUAUAAGUUGUUGAUUGAAUUAGAAGACUGGAGUGAUAAAAAAGUCUAUGCAGAAUAUAGCAGCUUUCGCCUGGAACCUGAAAGUGAAUUCUUUAGACUACGUCUGGGAACUUACCAGGGAAAUGCAGGGGACUCUAUGAUGUGGCAUAAUGGUAAACAGUUCACCACACUGGACAGAGAUAAAGAUAUGUAUGCAGGAAACUGCGCCCACUUUCACAAAGGAGGAUGGUGGUACAACGCCUGUGCGCAUUCUAACCUAAACGGAGUGUGGUACAGAGGUGGCCAUUACAGAAGCAAAUACCAAGAUGGCAUAUUUUGGGCUGAAUACCGAGGCGGGUCGUACUCUUUGAGAGCAGUUCAGAUGAUGAUCAAGCCUAUUGACUGAAGAGAGAUCGCCUCCAACUUAAAUGACAGAGAGCUCUGCCCUUUUCAGUUCCUAAAAAUGUAAAUGUUACAUGUAUAUUGUUUUGCACAAUUCACUGCUACAGACACAGUUUUAAAUGAACUUACCAUAACUGUAAAAAGGGGAUUUAUGACUAUAGUUUCAUCUUUCCUCAAUAUACUGCAGAAGAUUAUCUGUACCCAUAAUCCUAUUUUUAAAAUUAUAUUGACUAAACAUAGGCAAAGUUUGUUUUAUAAAAUGUAAAUAUUUGCCACAGUAUAUAACAAAUCUUAGCUUUAUUUUAAAUCAAAAUUGAAUACAUGUUCAAGACAAUUUAUUUAAAAAUUUUAUAAGAUUGCUCUAACUUCCAAUAGAAAAAAUAAUUUUAAAAUUUCAGCCAAGUAAUACGUUUUAUUUAUAAAAAUAUAGACAGGAAAUUAGAGAAAACUCUAGUUUUGCCAAUAGAAAAUACAUUUUGCAUUGAAUAAAAGUUAUUUCAAAUUCAA
Messenger RNA from Acinonyx jubatus (cheetah), 2384 nucleotides. It is a transcript of the gene ANGPTL1, whose product is annotated as angiopoietin like 1. The record is from RefSeq and is a predicted model, not a curated record. Gene Ontology annotation, biological process: cell surface receptor protein tyrosine kinase signaling pathway. The transcript has 5 exons. The coding region runs from base 373 to 1881 and encodes 502 amino acids. Lineage: Eukaryota; Metazoa; Chordata; Mammalia; Carnivora; Felidae.